This is a messenger RNA of Pichia membranifaciens NRRL Y-2026, 1701 nucleotides long. RefSeq lists its product as hypothetical. The coding region runs from base 83 to 1552 and encodes 489 amino acids. Gene Ontology annotation, cellular component: SAGA complex. Gene Ontology annotation, biological process: regulation of transcription by RNA polymerase II. Gene Ontology annotation, molecular function: transcription coactivator activity. The transcript has a single exon. The record is from RefSeq and is a predicted model, not a curated record. Lineage: Eukaryota; Fungi; Ascomycota; Pichiomycetes; Pichiales; Pichiaceae.
GGCAUAGAGGAGGAGAAGAUGAUAAGGGGGAGAGGCGUAGACAGAAAUAAUUAAAUCGAGUUUAGGGUUACAGCACCCUAUCAUGCUUGCGGCAUCACAUUUAUCGGCGUCCACGGUGGGUGGUGCAGGUGCCUCCACCACCACGGGCAAUGCUCCUCCCAACGGAGGCAGUAGUAACGGGAGCGGAAAGAGUAACGGGUUUCAUGACAAACACCAGCAGCAACACCAAAUUCAUCACCCGACAAGCAAGAGGGUGGAGAUCAGCAGUUUUGUGUCAAAGUUCCAGAAGACACUUGGUAAUGGGUGGGACGCGUACCAGAUCGCCGUGUCGUUGUUUAUUGUGGGGAAGCUCUCGAGAGCAGAGCUUUUGGAGCAGAUUGCUCCUGUAUUGAGCAAAAAAGGAACCCGACAUAUGCACAACCGUUUAUUAAUGUCGAUGUUGGCGAAUUGCUACAGGGUAGAGCCUCUGGACGGGAUAUCUACAAGUCUAUUCGGGAACACAUCUAAAAAACGGAAGAUUGGCAGUAAGUCUUCGAAGUACGAACAGUUGAAGAAAGACGUUUUGUCUCUUUCUAUCCGUGAAAGGGUGCGUUUGAAAGGCAUUACAAAGGAGUCCGGAAAGAAAGGUAUGAUUCAAAAUGUGAUGGUUUUGAGUAGACAGGCAAUGGUUCCGAAAGUGCCGAUUGUGACCACAAACAACACGUCAUCUGUAUCUUCUUCCUCUCCCCACCCGUCUGCGACUGGUGCCGCAUCAAGCGAGGCGAAUGCCAAUAAAAAAGGUAGCAACAAUUUGGAGAUGACAUUGAUUUCGGUGAAGGAUAUAUUAGAUAUGAUCAACGAGCCGUUGUGCACGGAAACGUACGAGUUACCGGAGAGGAAGCGCAUGAGAGACAUAAUGUUGGGUCUGGCAAGAGAACAUGGAUUGUUGGGCGGAGUGUCGAUGAAGGCUGUUGAUGUUCUCUAUCUGGGACUUCAAUACCAUUUGAAAUCAAUCAUCGGCAAUGUCAUAGAUAACGUGAGGGCCAAAAGAGAUGCAGAUAAGAAGGGUGUGGAUACAUCCAAAGAAACCACAAACGAAGUGGACGACUUUCUGGAGAAAAAGGGGGCAACAAUAGACAACUGCGGCGUUGAAACAGGUACAAAGCGUAAGAAGUUGACAAUAACCACAGAGGAUUUGUUUGACUCGUUCAGUCUAACACCCCACAUGAUCCAACCCUAUGGGACAGUCGACCAUUUAAACGACGUCAUGCUCAAAAAUGAUGACGACUACGAUUUUGUGAGCCGGCAAACACUGCAGGCAAAUACAGACUGGACCAAUGGUGAAAAAGUGUUGGAAUGGGACGAAAACAACGAGCAUAACUUAUAUGUCGUUCCAAAUAAAGUCACAGACGUGUCCUACUUGUUGAAGUCGCACGAGGCCAUCUGGCACGAAACCACCGGCCAUCCAGACGAUCCUGUGCCGAAGAUCAAUCUUGCUCUCAAGGACAAGGAUAUAGGCACCCCGGACGAGUUAAACUGGGUCAUCAACGGGCUUCUCAGCGAAGAUAUGUAAUGUUGUAUAAUAGUAAUGUGUAUGCCCCCUCCCUCUGAUUAGGUAAUCCCCUUCUCAACGAGAUGCGAGAAUCUCUCUGCGCCUGUGUCGAGACAGAAAGAAAGUAGUCCAGCCGAGACAGCGAGGGCGGUGGCAAAAAUGGAUCUGAG